AUGUUAGCGGAAUACUUUCUUCUGCCGUUGUUGGCAUCAUACGCCUCCGCCGUGCAGAUCUCGGUGGCUAAGUCUGGAGGUAAUGUCACUACCGGCUUGCAAUAUGGUGCAAUGGAAGAGGAAAUCAAUCACUGUGGUGAAGGUGGUCUUUAUGCCGAGUUGAUCCGCAAUCGAGCCUUCCAGGGAAGCACCACCUACCCUUCCAACCUGGAUGCGUGGUCUGCCGUGGGCGGUUCGAGCUUGUCGCUCCAUAACCUCACCAGCCCUCUUUCCUCCGCUCUCCCAACCUCCGUUCGGGUUACGGGCAAGGGCACUUCCGGUCUGUCGAACUCUGGCUUCUGGGGUAUUGACGUUCGGCCUCAGAAGUAUUCUGGAUCCUUCUACGUGAAGGGCUCUUACAAGGGCUCCUUCACUGCCUCUCUCCAGUCAAGCAGCGGUCAAGUCUUUGCUUCGGCCCAGGUUGCUUCGAAGAGUGUGGCAAACGACUGGGUGCAGCAUGAAUUCACCCUGACCCCGAAGAAGACCGCUUCUAGCUCCAACAACACUUUUGUGCUGACCUUCGAUGCUUCCAAAGCCACUGGCGGCUUGCUUGACUUCAACUUGAUUAGUCUGUUCCCACCCACCUGGAACGAUCGUCCCAAUGGCAUGCGGCGUGAUCUCAUGCAAGCCCUGCAAGACCUGGGUCCCAAAUUCCUUCGUUUCCCUGGCGGAAACAACCUCGAGGGACAGACCAUCGAGGGUCGCUGGAAGUGGAACGAGACUAUUGGACCAUUGACGCAACGUCCUGGCCGUGCUACCACCUGGGGCUAUGAGGAGACCAGUGGUAUGGGUUUGGUUGAGUACAUGGAGUGGUGUGAUGACCUUGCCAUGGAGCCCAUCCUUGCCGUGUGGGCUGGUCUUGCUUUGAACGGUGAUGUUGUCCCCGAGGCCGAUCUUGACAUCUACGUCCAGGACGCGCUCGACGAGCUCGAAUUUCUGACCGGUUCUGUCGACACCACGUAUGGUGCUCUGCGGGCCAAGUAUGGACAUCCCGAGCCAUGGACUAUUCGUUACGUUGAGGUUGGCAACGAGGAUAACCUCAACAGCGGCCUUAGCUCGUACACGUCCUACCGCUUCCAGGCAUUCUAUGAUGCGAUCACCAAGAAGUAUCCCAGCAUUCAGGUCCUGGCUUCCACCAUCGACAUGACCCUUCCCGGCAAUGCGGGUGGUGAUUACCAUCUGUACGAUAUUCCAGACAACUUCAUCACCAAGUUCGGCAUGUUCGACAGCUACAGCGACGCGCACCCACUUCUGCUUGGAGAGAUUGCUGCCACCGAGUACAACAACGGUGUGGGCAUUGACUGGAGCGACACCCAUUUCUCCUUGUACCCCUGGUGGCUGGGCUCAGUCGCCGAGGCAGUCUUCCUCUUGGGAGCCGAGCGUAACGCAGACAAGAUCAUUGGAACGACCUACGCUCCAUUCUUGAUGAACCUCGACAGCUACGAGUGGUCUCCCACUAUGAUCUCCUUCAACUCCGACCCCGAUCAGACCGCCAAGUCGACCAGCUGGCACGUUUACAACCUCUUCAACAAAAACCACAUGACCAACACUCUGCCCGCAACCUCCAACAGUAGCUUCGGUCCCCUGUACUACGCCACCGGCCUCAACAACAAGACCAACUCCCACAUCUUCAAGGCCGCCGUGUACAACAGCACCGCUGAUGUCCCUGUGUCGUUGACAUUCGAGGGUAUUGGACGCGGCACGACCGCCGAUCUCACUAUUCUGACUGCCCCCAGUGACGUCUCUAUGAAUGAAGUUGGUGGUUCCAACGUCGUGCAGAGCAAGGUUACUAAGAUCAAGGCUGGCAAGCAGGGCGUUUUCAGCUUCAGUCUGCCAAGCCUGAGUGUUGCUGUGCUCACGACUAACUAGACGGAAUGAUAAUGAGUUUAUGGAGAGAUAGGUAGAAAUACAGAUAGUGUAUGGUGAUCUGCAUCAAAAUAUGCCUUCUGAAAUGGUUUAGAACUGUCAGG
This is a messenger RNA of Penicillium brasilianum, 2009 nucleotides long. The record is from the annotation of a GenBank genome assembly. Lineage: Eukaryota; Fungi; Ascomycota; Eurotiomycetes; Eurotiales; Aspergillaceae.